CGAGCCGUCAGAAUGUCGCGGCAUCUCAAACGAAUCGGACGCGAAAUGCCAAAAUCGAGCGGGAAUUCGGACAUAGAACUCCGGUUGAUAUUUGAAUAAUAUUUCACUCGUUUUCGUACUGAAAAAGCGGAAUAACCGCUCGUGGUUGUGUAAGUUCGCCGAAUGUUUGGAUUCUACAGGAGCGCUAUUUCUGAAAUAUUUAUGAUACUGUCAGUGCAAGUUAAUAAAUUGCGAAAAGCUGCACCGAGUUAUCGCAAGAUUGAGGAUCUCAAAAGUGAAAUGUAUACAUUUUUUGAACAGUUCAUUUCGUCCGACGGAUUACUCGAAAGUCGUGUCAAAACGGAAAAUAUAAAACAAUUCUCAAAACACGAUUUAACUUAAAACCAUAAUGUUAUUUUCUAACAUUUUUGUAAUAUCACUUUCGACUUUGGAAUUUAUUUCUUAAACAAGAUUGAAAAAUAAGUUUUCUUGCCCCAAAAAUUAAUUCAAAAUAGUGUUAUUAUAGUGUUAAUAGUGUUAUAGGAUAAAUAAUUGAACAACCACUUAUUCAACUCUUUUCUAAAUCGAACAAGUUUUACGGUAAACGGUUACGCUCCAAUUAUAUAUAAUUUAAAACAAUCAUUAAAUGCACUUGCAAAAUAAAAAGCUAAAAUAAGCCUUUGUUUAAAUGCCUAUUUACACAUAUGAUUUAUUACAAUGGAAGCAUGAAGCUUUUUGCAAAAAUUAUAUCUACUGAAAAUGUUUGAUAUAUUUUUAGAAGUGAACCACAUUCGCGCCGAGCUAAUUGGAAAUAAUAAAAUAAUUUUGGGCACUAAACGAUUGUGAAAAACGAAGGUCAUUGUUACAACAUGGUGGAUUCGCAAUGAGUGAACAGCAAUUUUUGUUAAUUCCAGCGCUACACUAAAUAAUUGAAGCGUUAAGGGAAAAAACAAUAUUUUCAAAUGCUAUAGGCAUUUCGUUCGUAAAAUAUCUGCGAGGAACCCAGAGGAAAUGCAACCUAUAAGAUUCGGCGCAUCGGAGUCUUACUCCUAUAGACUUAUACACAUGGUAGUGCUUAAAUUUGUGAUUUAACUCGAGUGAAAAUCUGGCUAAUUAAUUUGCAAGCUUUUUAAGGACCAAUUCAAGCGAAGUUGGUAGCAUAUCCAAGACUUGCAGCACUUAAGGAAAAGAUAUUAACUAAUACUUAGAAGGAUUUAUCCUCCGAUAUUCAACCGCAGCUGCGUCCUUUAUUGGCGGCCCAAGGAGUCGUCGCCACACGCACCAAAUGAUUAUGACGAUGAUGCUGACGGGUAGGUCCUGGCAACGGGAAUCGGAUGCGGAGCAGCGAAAACAACAUAAGCAGCGAUGGCGACCUGAUGGGGCACACAUAUCAGCGGCUUACGACCUCAACAGUGAUAAUGACGACGGCCACCACAGGGUGGUGCAUAAUCAAAACAACGGCAGCCCAAACAGCUCUCCGAAUCAGAGCACUUCCGCCUUCCGACAGCGGCAACCGCACCGCCCACCCACCGGACAACAACCGUCCCAGCUGCCCUGCACCGUAACCCACUUCUCCGGACACUGGACAACGCUGCUCAUCCUGCUCACCCUGCUCUCUACUUCCGCGCUGACAGCCUCCGCCAAUGUCACCAGCACCAUCAGUCCGCCCAUCAACGGCAGCAGCACCGAUUACAUCCUGCUCUAUGGCGACUCCACCACAUCCCUCGUGCCCGCCCUGACCACCGGACUCUCGGGGGACGGAAGUGGUGCGGUCAUCGAGGACGAGGAGGAUGCGGAGAAGGCCAGCGAGUACAUCUUUGAUCGCACCGAUGUGCGCAUAAUAUUCAUCACACUCUACACACUGGUGUUUUGCUGCUGCUUCUUUGGUAACCUCCUUGUUAUUUUGGUGGUCACAUUAUCACGACGACUGCGCUCAAUAACCAACUUUUUCCUGGCCAACUUGGCGUUCGCCGACUUCUGUGUUGGACUCUUUUGUGUGAUGCAGAAUCUGUCCAUCUAUCUGAUAGAGAGCUGGGUCUUUGGCGAGUUCCUAUGCCGCAUGUACCAGUUUGUCCACUCCCUGAGCUACACGGCCUCCAUUUUCAUCCUGGUUGUCAUCUGCAUGGAGCGCUACUUCGCCAUCGUACACCCCAUUACCUGCAAACAGAUCCUAACUGCGGCUCGUCUGAGGAUGGUCAUUGUCACAGUUUGGAUUACAUCGGCAGUUUACUCCACGCCCAAGUUUGUUUUCAGCAAGACCAUUAAGAACAUCCACACGCAGGACGGCCAGGAGGAGGAGAUUUGUGUCCUGGACCGCGAGAUGUUCAACUCCAAGUUGCUGGACAUGAUUAACUUCGUGCUCCUCUACGUUAUGCCGCUCUUGGUGAUGACGGUGCUGUACAGCAAAAUCGCCAUCGCCUUGUGGCGCAGUUCGCGCGGCCUCACGCCGCAUGUGGUGCAGCAUCAGCAUCAGCAUCAGCAGCCGCAGCAGGCAUCCUGCCAGGACAUUGGCAUGGGUAUGCACAACAGCAUGUACCACCACCAUCAGCACCACCAUCACCACCACCACCAGCACCACCAACUGCAAUCGGCGGCUUCGUCGGCAGGAGUGGCGGGAGUGGGCUUGGGUGGCGGUGGUGGGGGCGGUCCUGGUCCGUCACUUGCUUCCGGCGGCAGCAGCACCACGUCCUUGUCCCGCAAACAGAGCAGUAAAUAUGAGAAGCGCGGCGUCAGCAUCACGGAGAGCCAGCUCGAUAAUUGCAAGGUGUCCCUGGAGGCCGAUCGCCCCAUUGUCAGUGCCUGCCGCAAGACGAGCUUCUACCACCACGGCCACGCCCACCACCAGCGGGCGGGCAACGCCUCAGUGGGCGGACUGGUGGGCGGCGGCGGAGGCGGGGCCGGAGCCACCCACAUGUCCCACUCGUCCAGCAACGUCCUACGCGCCCGGCGCGGCGUUGUCCGCAUGCUGAUAAUAUUCGUGCUGACAUUCGCCCUCUGCAAUCUGCCGUAUCAUGCCCGCAAAAUGUGGCAGUACUGGUCACGUUCGUAUCGCGGUGAUUCCAAUUUUAAUGCGCUGCUAACACCGCUCACCUUUCUGGUCACGUACUUCAAUUCGGGCGUAAAUCCCCUUCUCUACGCCUUCCUCAGUCGCAAUUUUCGGAAGGGCAUGAAGGAGCUGCUCCUCUGCUCCUGGAAGAAGGGCAAGGGCAAGUCCUCCUCCAACUCAUCGAUGCACCACAAGCGCAAGGCGCUGCAGUCCGCCGUCUCCACCCCGUAGACCCACUCGCUGCCCACGGACACCACCCACAUUGGGAACGAGCAGCUAUGAUGGCCACGCGGCUGGAGGAGGCCCCUCAAGCUCUUCGGGCGCCGCUCCUAGAACGCAGCCCAUCGAAGGAUGGACCCACUUCCUGUCCGUUAGCUAGUACUUCAUUGUGAUCUUGGUAGCCAGCCUAUCGCUCGGAUCGAGUCGGCGGCCAAAGCGGAACUGGUGUCAAGUUGUAUUGAUAGAGUAAGCCAAUUCUUAAGGGAAAACCAAUUAACUUACAUGCAGCUCCUGGAGCAUUGCUCUCAAGUUCUUAGUCUAAGGAUAUGAUUUAGUGCGAGUCUGCAUCAAUAAAUAAAUGAAGCAAAAAUGAAGCAUAAAUGUCAAGUUGUAUUGAUAGAGUAAGCCAAUUCUUAAGGGAAAACCAAUUAACUUACAUGCAGCUCCUGGAGCAUUGCUCUCAAGUUCUUAGUCUAAGGAUAUGAUUUAGUGCGAGUCUGCAUCAAUAAAUAAAUGAAGCAGCAAGGAUCAUUACUUUCAAAUA
Molecule: messenger RNA, 3788 nt
Organism: Drosophila simulans
Lineage: Eukaryota; Metazoa; Arthropoda; Insecta; Diptera; Drosophilidae
Product: trissin receptor
Exons: 10
Coding region: 1265-3256 (663 amino acids)
Biological process (GO): G protein-coupled receptor signaling pathway
Cellular component (GO): plasma membrane
Molecular function (GO): peptide binding; G protein-coupled receptor activity
Source: RefSeq, a predicted model, not a curated record